AUGGAUUCAGGGGCCCUCUCGGACAUUCAGCUUGUAUCAUCUGGGCCAGGAGUUGUGCAACCCGGAGAGAAUCUCCACCUGGUCUGUAAAGUGACAGGUUUCUCCAUCACAACUCAGAAUUACUAUUGGCACUGGAUUCGCCAGCCUCCUGGGAUGGGACUCGAAUGGGUUGCAGAAGUAUACCCCUACGAUGGCAGAAAGUGGUAUGCCCCUUCCCUGAAAAGCCGUACCACCAUUUCUUCUGACACCUCCAAAAAUGAGUUCUCCCUCCAGCUCAGCUCUCUGACAACUGCAGACACAGCUGUGUAUUUCUGUGCCAGACAAAGCACAGUGAGGCAAGUCCACUGGAGCUAUUGGAAGAAUCUCCACCUGGUCUGUAAAGUGACAGGUUUCUCCAUCACGACUCAGUAUUAUUAUUGGAAUUGGAUCCGCCAGCCUCCAGGGAAAGGUCUGGAAUGGGUUGCAGCUAUAUACCCCUAUGGUGGAAACAAGUAUUAUGCCCCUUCCCUGAAGAGCCGUACAACCAUUUCUUCCGACACCUCCAAGAACGAGUUCUCCCUCCAGCUGAACUCCCUGACAGCUGCUGACUCAGCUGUGUAUUUCUGUGCCAGAGAAAGCACAUAUUAUGCUUGGAACUGGAUCCGCCAGCCUCCAGGGAAAGGUCUGGAAUGGGUUGCAGCUAUAUACCCCUAUGGUGGAAACAAGUAUUAUGCCCCUUCCCUGAAGAGCCGUACCACCAUUUCUUCCGACACCUCCAAGAACGAGUUCUCCCUCCAGCUGAACUCCCUGACGGCUGCCGACUCAGCUGUGUAUUUCUGUGCCAGAGAAAGCACAAGAAAGCACAGUGUGGCAAGUUCCAUUGAAGCUCUGUACAAAAACAGGAACCUCAUUCUUAACACAUAUGUUGAGCACAAUUUCUAUUGCAAGGGCAUCAUCAGUCUUUAA
Messenger RNA from Hemicordylus capensis (graceful crag lizard), 945 nucleotides. RefSeq lists its product as uncharacterized. Gene Ontology annotation, biological process: phagocytosis, engulfment; complement activation, classical pathway; defense response to bacterium. The record is from RefSeq and is a predicted model, not a curated record. NCBI's taxonomy places the organism in Eukaryota, Metazoa, Chordata, Lepidosauria, Squamata, Cordylidae. Gene Ontology annotation, cellular component: external side of plasma membrane; immunoglobulin complex, circulating; blood microparticle. Gene Ontology annotation, molecular function: antigen binding; immunoglobulin receptor binding. The transcript has 6 exons. Bases 1 to 945 code for a protein of 314 amino acids.